This is a messenger RNA of Pelobates cultripes (western spadefoot toad), 8705 nucleotides long. The record is from the annotation of a GenBank genome assembly. NCBI's taxonomy places the organism in Eukaryota, Metazoa, Chordata, Amphibia, Anura, Pelobatidae.
AUGCUGGGGGAUUAUGGAGGAGGCGAGUAUGUUGGGGGGCUUGUGGAGGCAGGCAGCUCGCUACAUCUAUUUUUGUCAGGCGGCGAGGGAGCUGUGAUUAUGGAUGCUAGGGGCAUACUGGAGUUUGUGGAGGCGGGUGGCAGGUUGCGCGAAUAUUAGGCAUGCCUUGAGGGAGCUGUGAUGUCCCUGUUCUGCUCCCUUGCGUGCCACUUAGUAAGGCCGGGGCUGGAAUAUGACGUCAUAUUCCGGCUCUGACCUUACUAAGGACAAUUCUCUAGCCGGCCUCCUGCCCGCCUCAGAGGUAAUGGGCUCACAUAUCCCAGGCACCAAGAAAAAAUUCCUAGGUGCCAUGGUGACCUGGCACCUGGGGUGUGUCGAGCCCUGCUUCAAUACUACAUGCAAACAAACUCCUGCAUUGAAAUGUCAACACUUCAUACAAACACCAUUGUAAUAAACACUAAAAUUAUAUAUAUAUAUAUAAACACACCUUUGCAUUCAAAAAUCAACAAUACACAUAAAUACAUGCUUGCAUUCAAAUCCCCACAUAGAAACAAACUCCUAUAUUCAUGCAAACAUACUCCGUACAAAAACAUUCUUACACACAAACACUGCUCAGUGCUAAACACAACCCUGCAAGCAUGGGAAAAUGGUAAAGCUCCAGCUGUCAAAGCAUUGUUGGAGUUGCAUGACAGAUGGGGAUCUACCUUUUAGCCACCCUUGCGAUAGGAAGGCCCCCAAAAAUUAUUGCAACAAGGCCCUCUCUAUUUUAGUUCCGCAACUGCAUUGGGGUUGAGGGCAUGAUUGCAUGCCAGGGAGUGUGACGGGAGGGGGUGGGGUCCAAGCAAAAGCAUUGUGCAAGCAGACACACACAUUUGUCCAAAUUUGAGCUACAAAUUCCUAAACUUUAUUCAUAAAGAAAUGAACCAAGCAAUGGUUGUACAUGUUAAUUUAUUUAGGGCAGGGGUUCCAAAUUAAUUUUUCCAGUGGAACCCUUUGACAAAGUGUUUCAACAUUGUGGAAUCCCCCCCCCCCCAACAAAAUGUUGUGCCAUAGCAUAAACUUUCAAUUAGCAGAGUGUAAUGUUUUCUUUUUUUGCUAUAUAUACACACUAAUUUCUACAGAUAAUAAUCAGAUUUUAGUACUUAGGAGCAGGUGUGCUUCUGUAUGUAGAGUUGGUGUUUGUAUAUAAUUUAAGUAUUUUAAUACAGGGAUGUGUUUUUAUGUAAUGUUUGCAUUUGCAUGCAGGGGUGUGUUUGGAUGUAGUGUUGGAUUUUAAAUGUGGAUGUAUAUUUGGGUGUAGUAUUGCUGUUUGAGUGUUUGUAUGUAAUUUUGGAGUUGGAGUUCAGGGGCGUCUUUGUAUGUCAUGUUUGUGUUUGCAGGGGAGUGUGUUGUGUUGUGUUGGUGUUUGAUUGCUGGGAUGUCUACACAUGCACUGCCACAUACAUACACAGAUAUACAUACACAUUAACAAACAGAAACACACAUAUACACACACAGAGACAUACACUGACACCGAUACACACACCUUGACACACAGGUACACACACUAGCACAUACAAACACAGAUACACACACCAGCAGAUACAUACUGACACACAGAUACACACACUGGCACAUACACACGCCGGUACACACACACUGGCACAUAAACACAUACACUGGCACAUACACACACAGACACACACAGUGGCACGCAUAUACACACACUCAGACACACUCAGACACACACAAUGACAGAAACACUGACACACAGAUACACACUGGCACAUACAUAUUGACAGAUGCACUGACACACAAAUACACACUGGCACACAUAUAUACACACGGACAUACAUAUACACACACUGGCAUACAGAUACACACACCUUGACACACAGAUACACACACUGGCACAUGCACACACACACACACACACACUCUAGAAGAUACACACACUGACAUACAGAUAUACACACAUAUAUACACACUGGCACACAGAUACACACACUGACACAUACACACAAUCAGAUACACACACUGACAGAUACACACACACUGGUACAUACACACAUGCUGACAGAUACACUGCCAUGAUGAAACAUGAAUGAUGGCCUACUUUUUUCACUUGAUCUAUGAACAAAAUGGCAAGAAAAUGCAUCGAACAGUGUAUUGCAAAUAUAUACACAAUAUUUAUAUCCAUAUUUGCUUCCUUUUCAAACUGCUUCAUUUUCCCCAAACUUUUUCCGCUAAUGAAUUUUGGUCAAGCCGAAACACCAUAUGGCCAAAAUUCUGACAUCCGAAAAAUGUAUUUUAAGAAGUAUUUAGACCAAAACAAAUGAUUUUCUCAUACACAAGUCUAUUUAAUAGCAAAUAAACUAUGUCAAGUUAUACUUCAUUAUGAUCAACUGUUGUUAAGUGGGUUCAUUUGAGUAAUCAAAGCUUUACUUUUUCUACCAACAUGCUUCAUGUUAGCUGAGUGAGUGCAACCUUAGCAUCCCAACAUCUCACUAUUAAUUAAUUUUGCUCACUGCAAGUUAUGCAUUGUUACCAUUUGUAAAAUUAUCAUUGUUUGAGAGUAAAAGAGAGCAGAUGGAAAAGGGAGAAAAACAUUCUAUAAAUAUAAAAUGUAUUGUUUCUUCUCCUUCCAGUAUCAGCCCCAUGUUCUUUGACUGCAAGUGACGUGGAGGAAAUUAAAGCAAUGUAAGUUUCAUAUUACAUGUGGGAUAAUAUCUUUCACAUUAUAAAUGAUAGCAUAAAAUAUAUUUUGUUCAGUAGGAAAAAUCUAUCGAGAGAAUCAUAUUUAUUUUCUUCACCAUUAGAAUCAAAUGCCCACCUGGAUGUCAGACUAAAAAACAUAGUGUUUGGGGAUAUAAAGUCUAUACAGAGGUAAGGAACCAAAAAUUAUUUCAUUCAUGAUUUGGAUCAUGUCUAGAUUAGAAUUAAGAACAAAACAGCAUUGCAUACAUGAUACGAUGAUAUUUCCACAUCAUCUUUUUCCAAAUCACAGCAACUCAACAGGUAAUCUCAAUUAUUGUCUCAUCUGACUGUAUUGAAUAUAUGUAACAAGAAAAUAAAGUGAAUGUUGUUAGCAGAUUCAGAUACAGAUUUGUCGUUCACCACUUCCUGGAUAGCUACACUUUGAUGAAAUGAAUACCCUAGUGUAUAAUAGCAUUCUAUUAUGGUAAUUCCUGAAAUUAUUCAAUCUAUCUUCGACAAUUACUUUUGGCAGCAGCAAUACAUAUGACCUCAUUAAAGUUAAAUUAAAAACAAAAUUCCCCCACACUAACAAAAAUUCUCCACACUAACUUGUGCAUUAGCCACAAACUGACAUAAAUAAAAGUGAAGGUGGUAUGGGGUCCAAACUGAACAAGUGUUUUUAUAUAAUUGUAUUAUUAUGUAUUCACUUACCAUAUUAACAGUUGUGAUACCAAUGUUGCCUAAUUUAAAAUGGGCAAAUUCAUAUUGCCUGUUCUAUUUCUCCUUUCGUGGUUACCAUGAAUUGCAGUCUAUGAUUUAGGUAUAUGCUCCGACCUAAUCAGCAGAGCAGAACAAUACAAAAUAAAUGAAAUAGGCUAAUUUUAAAGGUAUGGAUUAUUGCUCCAUUAGAUACAAAAUUCAAGAUUAAUAUCUAUACCAUUUUGAGAAUUUUAAGCUUUUUACUUUAAUUCUGCUCUCUUGCUUAGGAUUCUUCAAUAUGCAGAGCUGCUAUCCAUGCAGGAAUACUACCUGAGGAAGGAGGAGAGGUUGAAAUAGAAAAGGUACUGGGAAUGGACAGCUAUGAUGAGUCUAUGAAGAAUGGAAUUAGAUCUUAUAAACAUGGACCAUGGCAUGGAUCAUUUAUAUUCCCUUCAUCAUCACCAACUUCUGGAGAGGCUGAUGAACCAUGGACAUCUAGAGAACCUGGAAAAUAUCAAAAACCUUGGAGGCCUAGUGAAGUAAAGUAUCCAGAACCUGGCAAGUCUACGGAUCCAGUCCAGUCUGAUGAACCUUGGAGGCCUAGAGAACCUGGAAAGUAUUCAGAACCAGGAAAGUCUGGGAAACCUGGAAAGACAGAUGAACCUUGGAGGCCUAGAGAACCUGGAAAGUAUCCAGAACCAGGUAAGUCAACAGAUCCAGCAAAGUCUGGUGAACCAUGGAGGCCAAGAGAACCUGCAAAGUAUCCACAGCCUGACCAGUCAACAGAUCCAGGCAAGUCUGAUGAACCUUGGAGGCCUAGGCAACCUGUGAGGUAUCCAGAACCAGGGAAGACAAGAGAUCCAGGAAUGCCUGAUGAACCUUGGAGGCCUAGAGAACCUGGAAAAUAUCUAGAACCUGGAAAGUCAACAGAACCAGGAAGGUCUGAUGAACCAUGGAGGCCAAGAGAACCUGGAAAGUAUCCACAACCUGACCAGUCAACAGAUCCAGGCAAGUCUGAUGAACCUUGGAGGCAUAGGCAACCUGGGAAGUAUCCAGAACCAGGGAAGACAACAGAUCCAAGAAUGCCUGAUGAACCUUGGAGGCCAAGAGAACAUGGAAAGUAUCCACAACCUGGCAAGUCAACAGAUCCAGGAAAGUCUGGUGAACCAUGGAGAACUAGAGAACCUGGAAAGUAUCCAGAACCAGCAAAGACAACAGAUCCAGAAGGGUCUGAUGAACCUUGGAGGCCAAGAGAACCUGUAAAGUAUCCACAACCUGGCAAGUCAAAAGAUCCAGGACAGUCUGAAGAACCUUUGGGGCCUAGAGAACCUGGAAAGUAUCCAGACUCAGGAAAGUCAGAUAAACCAUGGGGAUCAAGAGAACCUGGAAAGUAUCCACAACCUGGAAAGUCAAUAGGUCCAGGAAGGUCUGAUGAACCGUGGAGGCCUAGAGAACCUGGAAAAUAUCUAGAACCUGGAAAGUCAACCGAACCAGGAAGGUCUGAUGAACCUUGGAGGCCUAGAGAACCUGGAAAGUAUCCUGAACCAGGAAAGUCAACAGAUCCAGGAAAGUCUGAUGAACCUUGGAGGUCUAGAGAACCUGGGAAGUAUCCAGAACCUGGCAAGUCAACAGACCCAAGAAAGCCUGGGGAACUUGGAAAGACAGAUGAACCUUGGAGGCCGAGAGAACCUGGAAAGUCUGGGCAACCAGGAAAAUUGCCAGAAACAGGAAAAUAUCCAGAACCUGGAAAGUCAGCAGAAACUGGAAAGUAUCCAGAACCAGGAAAAUCAACAGAAACAGGAAAGUUUGAUGAACCUUGGAGGCCUAGAGAACCCGGUAAGUCAACAGAUCCAGGAAAGUCUGGUGAACCAUGGAGAACUAGAGAACCUGCAAAGUAUCCAGAACCAGGAAAGACAACAGAUCCAGGAAGGUCUGAUGAAGAUGAACCUUGGAGGCCUAGAGAACCUGGGAGGUAUUUAGGACCUGGAAAGUCAACAGAUCCAGGAAAGUCUGAUGAAACUUGGAGGCCAAGAGAACCUGGAAAUUAUCCACAACCUGGCAAGUCAACAGAUCCAGGAAAGUCUGAUGAACCUUGGAGAAUUAGAGAACCUGGAAAGUAUCCACAACCUGGGAAGUCAACAGAUUCACCAAAGUCUGAUGAACCUUGGAGGCCUAGAGAACCUGGAAAGUAUCCAGAACCUGGAAAGUCAACAGAUCCAGGAAAGUCUGAUGAACGUUGGAGGCCUAAAGAACCUGGAAAGUAUCCAGAACCUGGAAAGUCAACAGAUCCAGGAAAGUCUGAUGAACCUUGGAGACCUAAAGAACCUGGAAAGUAUCCAGAACCUGGAAAGUCAACAGAUCCAGAAAAGUCUGAUGAACCUUGGAGACCUAGAGAACCUGGAAAGAAUCCAGAACCUGGAAAGUCAAGAGAACCUGGACAAUUGCCAGAAUCAGGAAAAUAUCCAGAUCCCAGAAAGUCAGCAGAACCUGGCAAGUAUCCAGAACCUGGAAAGUCAAGAGAACCUGGAAAAUUGCCAGAAUCUGGAAAGUAUCCAGAACCAGGAAAAUCAACAGAACCGGGAAAGUUUGAUGAACCAUGGAGGCCUAGAGAACCCGGCAAGUCAACAGAUCCAGGAAAGUCUGGUGAACCAUGGAGAACUAGAGAACCUGUAAAGUAUCCAGAACCAGGAAAGACAACAGAUCCAGGAAAGUCUGAUGAACCUUGGAGGAUUAGAGAACCUGGAAAGUAUCCACAAUCUGGGGAGUCAACAGAUUCACCAAAGUCUGAUGAACCUUGGAGACCUAGAGAACCUGAAAAGUAUCCACAACCUGGCAAGUCAACAGAUCCAGGAAAGUCUGGGCAACCAGGAAAAUUGCCAGAAUCAGGAAAAUAUCCAGAACCUGGAAAGUCAACAGAACCUGGCAAGUAUCCAGAACCUGGAAAGUCAACAGAACCUGGAAAAUUACCAGAAUCUGGAAAGUAUCAAGAACCAGGAAAGUCAACAGAACCAGGAAAGUCUGAUGAACGUUGGAGGCCUAAAGAACCUGGAAAGUAUCCAGAACCUGGAAAGUCAACGGAUCCAGGAAAGUCUGAUGAACCUUGGAGACCUAGAGAACCUGGAAAGAAUCCAGAACCUGGAAAGUCAAGAGAACCUGGACAAUUGCCAGAAUCAGGAAAAUAUCCAGAUCCCGGAAAGUCAGCAGAACCUGGCAAGUAUCCAGAACCUGGAAAAUCAAGAGUACCUGGAAAAUUGCUAGAACCUGGAAAGUAUCCACAAUCUGGGGAGUCAACAGAUUCACCAAAGUCUGACGAACCUUGGAGACCUAGAGAACCUGGAAAGUAUCCACAACCUGGCAAGACAACAGAUCCAGGAAAGUCUGGGGAACCUGGAAAGGCAGAUGAACCUUGGAGGGCAACAGAACCUGGAAGGUAUCCAGAACCUGGGAAGUCAACAGAUCCAGGAAAGUCUGGGCAACCAGGAAAAUUGCCAGAAUCAGGAAAAUAUCCAGUACCUGGAAAGUCAACAGAACCUGGCAAGUAUCCAGAACCUGGAAAGUCAAGAGAACCUGGAAAAUUACCAGAAUCUGGAAAGUAUCCAGAACCAGGAAAGUCAACAGAACCAGGAAAGUCUGAUGAACGUUUGAGGCCUAUAGAACCUGGAAGGUUUCCACAACCUGGCAAGUCUACAGAUCCUGGAAAGUCUGAUGAACCUCUGAGGCCAAGAGAACCUGGAAAGUAUCCUGAACCAGGGAAGACAACAGAUUCAGGAAAGUCUGAUGAACCUUGGAGGAUUAGAGAACCUGGAAAGUAUCCACAACCUGGCAAGACAACAGAUCCAGGAAAGUCUGGGGAACCUGGAAAGGCAGAUGAACCAUGGAGAGCAACAGAACCUGGAAGGUAUCCAGAACCUGGCAAGUCAACAGAUCCAGGAAAGUCUGGGCAACCAGGAAAGACUGGGCAACCAGGAAAGUCUGGGCAACCAGGAAAAUUGCCAGACUCAGGAAAAUAUCCAGAACCUGGAAAGUCAACAGAACCUGGCAAGUAUCCAGAACCUGGAAAGUCAAGAGAACCUGGAAAAUUACCAGAAUCUGGAAAGUAUCCAGAACCAGGAAAGUCAACAGAACCAGGAAAGUCUGAUGAACGUUGGAGGCCUAAAGAACCUGGAAAGUAUCCAGAACCUGGAAAGUCAACAGAUCCAGGAAAGUCUGAUGAACCUUGGAGACCUAGAGAACCUGGAAAGAAUCCAGAACCUGGAAAGUCAAGAGAACCUGGACAAUUGCCAGAAUCAGGAAAAUAUCCAGAUCCCGGAAAGUCAGCAGAACCUGGCAAGUCUACAGAACCUGGAAAAUCAAGAGUACCUGGAAAAUUGCCAGAGUCUGGAAAGUAUCCAGAACCAGGAAAUUCAAGAGAACCAGGAAAGUCUGAUGAACCUUGGAGGAUUAGAGAACCUGGAAAGUAUCCACAACCUGGGGAGUCAACAGAUUCACCAAAGUCUGAUGAACCUUGGAGACCUAGAGAACCUGGAAAGUAUCCACAACCUGGCAAGACAACAGAUCCAGGAAAGUCUGGGGAACCUGGAAAGGCAGAUGAAACUUGGAGGGCAACAGAACCUGGAAGGUAUCCAGAACCUGGCAAGCCAACAGAUCCAGGAAAGUCUGGGCAACCAGGAAAAUUGCCAGAAUCAGGAAAAUAUCCAGAACCUGGAAAGUCAACAGAACCUGGCAAGUAUCCACAACCUGGAAAGUCAAGAGAACCUGGAAAAUUACCAGAAUCUGGAAAGUAUCCAGAACCAGGAAAGUCAACAGAACCAGGAAAGUCUGAUGAACGUUUGAGGCCUAUAGAACCUGGAAGGUUUCCACAACCUGGCAAGUCUACAGAUCCUGGAAAGUCUGAUGAACCUCUGAGGCCAAGAGAACCUGGAAAGUAUCCUGAACCAGGGAAGACAACAGAUUCAGGAAAGUCUGAUGAAACUUGGAGGAUUAGAGAACCUGGAAAGUAUCCACAACCUGGCAAGACAACAGAUCCAGGAAAGUCUGGGGAACCUGGAAAGGCAGAUGAACCUUGGAGGGCAACAGAACCUGGAAGGUAUCCAGAACCUGGCAAGUCAACAGAUCCAGGAAAGUCUGGGCAACCAGGAAAGACUGGGCAACCAGGAAAGUCUGGGCAACCAGGAAAAUUGCCAGACUCAGGAAAAUAUCCAGAACCUGGAAAGUCAACAGAACCUGGCAAGUAUCCAGGAGCCUGGAAAGUCCAGGAACCUGGAAAAGGUACCCAGUCAGAAAGUAUCAGAACCAGGAAAGUCAACAGAACCAGGAGAAAGUCACAGUGA